Zophobas morio is the source of this 2538-nucleotide messenger RNA. RefSeq names its product zinc finger protein 493-like. Gene Ontology annotation, molecular function: DNA-binding transcription factor activity; RNA polymerase II cis-regulatory region sequence-specific DNA binding. The coding region runs from base 224 to 2305 and encodes 693 amino acids. Lineage: Eukaryota; Metazoa; Arthropoda; Insecta; Coleoptera; Tenebrionidae. Gene Ontology annotation, biological process: regulation of transcription by RNA polymerase II. The transcript is spliced from 6 exons. The record is from RefSeq and is a predicted model, not a curated record.
AAUUACAACAAUAUUAUCAGAUUUCUGCAACUCAUUCGCUUUAAAUUUAUUAAAAACCUCAACAAACUCUCCAAAUUAACAAAGCAAUUUCUCAAUAUUAAUCAGCCAGAAGCAAAAACCCACAUUUCCGGAAAACAGCGUCGCAUCGAGUAUCAAUCGGUAACGCCAUUUUGUUCUCAUACCGACAGAACAGUGCAAGCCAGUUCGCGUUCCUGUACGAAAAAUGUCUCAAAAUAACCUAAACUUGGACGAGAAUGAGAUUCAUUACGUUUACGAUAAGCAGGAAUAUAUUUUAGGGGGCGAAGACAUUAAUUCGGAGCUUAGAGAUCUGAUUUGUAGCGAUGGUUCUAAGACGAUUUUAGUUGAUAAGGAUGGCCAGUAUAUCAUUGCAGAUAAUCAAGCGGUUCUUCUCCAGGAAGGGGACACAAAUUUAACACAAUAUUAUAUUAAUGACAACUCGGAAGGAUUUGUGGUAGAUGGGGAAGAGACUUCAGGAAAUACAUUGUUCGAAAGCACAGAGUGUAUACAGUUAGUGGAGGAGGACACAAACGAAGUCCCACAAAUUAUCUACUACUCUAAUGAUGAUUCAAAUGCUGAAGAGUAUACAUCUGUGCAAGAAUAUGGUGAAGACGGCGUCGUGGGAGUUCAAGAUGAAGAAGGAAACAUUUAUCCUUUUAAAAGGAUAAGAUUAGAAGGGCAGUUGCUAAAUUUUGAAGAUUUUGUGCAACAGGCAAACUUGACAGAACAGACAAAUAAAACUGACAGUUUGGAGUAUGCGAUUUUGGAAGAUGCAAAUCACCUUCAAUCUGAGUCAUAUGAAACUUCAACCAUUGAGAACUCAGAAAAGUCCAAUCAGAGUAUCGAUUUAUCAAAAAUUACAGGUCGUAAUUUAAUCACGGGGCAAACUGUAACGCUUCAUAGUUACAUGGAGAAGUUGAAAAAGCGUCUAAACAAAACAAACAGUUCUCAUAUGACGCGAAAGUCACCGAAAAAAAUCUACAACGAUUCGAAUAUUCCUUUAAAAAAAACCUACGAAUAUGAAUCAAAAAAACCAGAACUGAGCGACUUGUUGGAUAAGAAGAUUUCCAUAGGGACAACGAAAAGCGGAAAGAGAAUCGUGGGCAAGAUUAUCCACGUCGAGAAAAGAGGGAAAAAGGAAGAAGAGGAAAACAAUUUGGUUAUUAAUGACCAGAUUGCUGAAACUCCUAGAGAAGAAAUUGAGGAAGAAGUGGUGCGAAAUGACGAUCCAAUGAAGAUUUUAGUCAAGAAGUGUACAGUGUCAAUAGAAAGUUUUGAGCAAAUUUCAAAAACGUUAGGCGGCGUGAUGGAAAUGGAAUCUGUGCGGAAGAAGUUAGAGAAUAAGAACAUCGUGGUUAAACUCGUAGAGAAAAAAUACGUUAGCGAAAGUGACUCCUAUGUUAAAAACACUUCCUAUAGUUAUGGCUAUAUGGAGCAAGAAUUCAGCCAAGAUGCUAACGACGAAAUCAUAGAAAAGUGGAAAUUCGUGCCAGAUCAAGAUACACAGGAUGUGCUUUUGGGUCAACAUUUUAACGAAGAAGAAUUGGAGAAAAAAACAACGAAAUUUCCGGUUACGACAAGCCUUACGAUCUUAGUUACGCAUGAAAAAGCCGGCAAUAAAACCAUCCGUGUCAAUUUAAACCCCGCCCCUGGUAAUCUGUGCACCAUUUGUGCGCAGUACUUCAAAACUAACCUUCAACUGCGGUACCACAUGCAGGAGGUACACAACACAUACGGGAACAACAACACGUGCGAAAUUUGCGAGAAGACUUUUGAUAACAUGCAAAAAUUGACUGAACAUCGUAAUAUUCACGUCCAAGAAGGCAAACUCUUUGUUUGUCUUAAAUGCAAUAAGUCUUUUGGUUCUAGAACGAGACUCCAGAAGCAUAUGCCUACACAUGAUGUAUAUUUGCGACCUCUGGAGUGUUCUGUGUGUGAGGUCAGAUGUGCUAGCGAGUGGGCGCUGAAGAAACAUCUGCUCACUCAUGCUGGUAUUAAACCAUAUUCCUGUGAUAUAUGUACUAAGCAGUUUAUGACGCAGUAUGACGUGAAUUUUCACAAGAAGGUGCACUUUCCAGAGAAGCAUUUCGCUUGUAAUGUAUGUAUGAGGACGUUUUCAAGGCAUUCAAAUUUGUUGAGGCAUAUGGAGAUACACAAGGGAACGGGGGCGUUGUACAAGUGCGAAAUUUGCUAUUGUUCUUUUAAUUACAUUUCAUCGUUGACGAGGCACAUGGUUCAGAAUCAUAUCGAUGCGGGGGAUUUUCGGAAAGAUGUCGAAAAGGCGUGAUCUUUAAGAAACUAUUUUUUUGUAUAUUUUAUUUAAAUUUACAUUUUCAUUGUUCUAUAAACACCAUAGAGUAAAACAAAGUGGCACAAGUGUAGUAAGGCACUUGAAACGUGGGUACUGGGGUACACAUUCCAACAAUAUUCCAAAACACCCAAUAAUAAAAACAUGACUGGUUUUCUGAAACCGGUACAAAACACUAAAUACAAUAAACUAUGAAAAUACCAACUGUAAAA